CCGGCUUGGUGUGUAUAGUGAUUCUCAAAGAAGGUCAGAAAUCUUUCUGAAGGACUUGUGACCAUGCCGAAGCUCACAGUGUUCGUCCUUGGUUGCAGUGGAUCUGUGGGGUCUGCCACGGUGAGAGCUUUGUCUGAAAAGUACCCAGACAAAGUUAAAAUUCUGGCUGGAACCAGAGACCCAACAUCAGAGAAGGCAGCCGUGUUGAAAACCCUACCAGGAGUGACUGUUCUUCGAGCUGACAUGAAUGACGAAGAGGGAUUGCGUGAGCUAUUAUGUGGCGUGACAUCUUUGUUUAUUGUGACCCCAACCAAUGGCUGGAAACUUGCGAUUGGAGCAGCACGGGUGGCCAAGUCAUCUGGAGUUAAACAUAUCCUUGCUGUUAGUGUCCUUACCGUCGAGAUGACCGAUUCUAUCUACGGCAAACAGUUUGGCGAGCUGGAAUUAAGCGUGAAGGAUCUAGAUAUACCCUAUACCCUCAUUCGCCUUCCUCCGUUCGUUGAUAACUAUUGGGCUCACAAACAGCCUAUUCAAGAGAAGUCAUCAUUCAGCACCCCAGGAGACCCAACUAAACCUUUUUCAGCUGUUGUGGUAGCAGAUGCUGGGAAGGCUGCGGCAGCAAUCAUGGCCGAACCAAAGAAGCACUAUGGCAAGACUUACAAGUUGAUAAGCAAUCGCCAUACUCUUGGAGAGCUGGCUAGCACUUACAGCGAAGUCUUCGGUAGGAAAAUCAGAUAUGAUCGAAUUUCUUAUGAGGAUUGCAGAAAGCGUCUCAUCAACGUGGCUGGUUUUGGUGAAGAGGACGCCGAUGGAAUCUUAGAAAUUUACCGGAUGACGGAUGAAGAAAAUCCUUUGAUCGAUGAUCCUGACAUGACACACUUCACCAAGAUCACAGGCGAAGAACCUACUACUCUAAAGGAGUGGGUAACUGAGGUAGCUGCAUUCUUCAAGUGACUGAGUUCAAUUACCAAGGCAUUGUUCACUGAGACUGAAGUAAACGAAAUAAAGCUUCUAAUUCAAAAUGAGCUUGAAAA
Stylophora pistillata is the source of this 1034-nucleotide messenger RNA. RefSeq names its product nmrA-like family domain-containing protein 1. The record is from RefSeq and is a predicted model, not a curated record. Lineage: Eukaryota; Metazoa; Cnidaria; Anthozoa; Scleractinia; Pocilloporidae.